Mytilus californianus (California mussel) is the source of this 1028-nucleotide messenger RNA. RefSeq lists its product as uncharacterized. Bases 261 to 986 code for a protein of 241 amino acids. The record is from RefSeq and is a predicted model, not a curated record. NCBI's taxonomy places the organism in Eukaryota, Metazoa, Mollusca, Bivalvia, Mytilida, Mytilidae. The transcript is spliced from 10 exons.
GCAUGUUCGUGUUUGUUUUUCUGUUAAAUUUAAACUAUACAACGAUGGGUUGAAUUGUCAUCUACAUAAGUUUUUUUUUUAGAUUUUGUAAGCUAUCUUGACAUAAGCCAAGUCAAUACUAAUGUACACAUGUAAUUCAGCUUAUGCAAAUACAUAAAUUACAAGUUUUGGUGAAAUAAGAUAUGUAUUUUAUUCAAAUCCAAAAAAUAGAAGAAGGCAAAAUAAAGUACGAAGUUGAAGCGCAUUGACGACCACGAAUUAUGAAAGGUGUUUCCAAAUGCAACACAGUUAAAAUGGCCGGACGACACGCCUUCAUUACUGGAUUAGUAGCCAUUGUUGGUUUAUUUUAUCUAUCAAGUGUUAAUGGAUUAACAUGUUUGUUUUGCGAUAGAGCUGUUAAUAUCACAGACUGUCUUACACAAAAAGCUUCAUGCAAAGACAACGAUGAGCAAUGUUUCCUCGACAAGACUAUUCUUCCUGAUCUAACCUCUGUAUUUUCAGCUGGAUGCAGAUCUCAACAAGUGUGCAAAUUGAUAGCCAGUGCAGUUGGAAAAAGAGAUUCUGUGGCUUGUGCACAGUGUUGUUCUGGUCCAACUAACAACGCAACAUUAAUUCCAUGCAACGGCUACCUAUGCAAUCAGAAUCCUCAACCAGCAGGAUCAACCUGUGGGGUGUGUGACAGAGUCAGUAAUCCAAAAGAUUGCUCUGUUGACCAACAGUGCCAACCAAAUGAGGUUUGCAAGGUCAAUACCCUCUUUACUGGUGGUGGUUUAAAGUAUGAACUUGGAUGUGAGCUUAAAACUAUAUGUGAUACAAUUUUGAAAGAAUAUAGAAGCACUCAUACUACAGUGUUUAUAGGUAGAAGAGCUGACCACGGAGAUCUUACGCUAUGCUCUGCCUGUUGUGAUACUUUAAGUUGUAACAAAGACCAAUGCUCUGAAGUUAUUAAAACUCAGACAUGUCACAAUUCAAGUAUUUGUGGUUAAGAAACACAAGGAAGGAUUGAUUACACAAACAUACUGCUUGAG